AAUACAUGGUCGACAGGCUCGCCAAUCGAAAUUUCAGUUUCCCUCCUCUCCACCGAAAACGCUCGCCAAUCGAAUCUGCAGUGUCCGCUCGUAUGAGCUCUGAAACCUGUGCUAUUUAGAUGAAUAUAGUACUGCUGAUAAAGUGAGGGGAAUUUCUUGUUUGAUCCCGUGUUAUUUAGAUGAAUCUUUUUAGCUUUUCAUGUCUGCUGGUGUGCCAAGAAUUAGUCUGCGAGCUGCAAUCUCGCUCUUCCGUGGCCUGUAAAUAUAGUUUGGUUUCCUCUCCCACCGUGAUUUGACGUGCCGUUGUGUUUUUGCGGGUGUACUCUAAUCCAAUGAAAUGCACUUUGCUUUUCAUGUGUUAUUAACAAGUACCAGUGCCAAGAACGCUAGUUCUUUAAGAAACUACCCUUGCUGUGUUAUGAUAUUAUCAGCCCAUGGCGUCAUGUUUUUAAUUCUGCUUGUGUUGUAUUUUGUGCCAAUGCUGCUCAAGCAAAAUUGAACCAAUGGAACAGUUUACAUCAUGUGCUGUCAUGAUCUGAGUUAUAGGACUUGCAUAAGUGUUUGGAACUUUGUUUGUUCUUGUGACUGUGAUUAAACAUGCAUAUUUCUAGAUAAAAAAAUCACGUGUUGGUUUAUGAAUGCUAUAACAAAUCACGUAUGUGUAUGCUAGAUAAAAGAAGCAACCAAGCUAGUAGCUUCAUGACAUUUCAGCUCAUAUAGUUUUUUUAUAUAAGAGAGAUUCUGCAGUUUAAUAGAACACAUCGUGAAUAAUUAUGAAUUUCCUUUUUUUAGGACUAUUUGUUUUGAUCCAACGGUCAGGUGUUGCUCACCAGAAACAUGCCUGUCUAACCAGAUAGGAAGGCAUGCCCUGUUUUAUUUUUUUCCCCUGCGGUAGAUCUGAGAUGGGAGAGGUGCCGAAGUCCUGAGUUGCCGUCUGUCCUCUAUAUGCAACCAUGAUGCAAUCGUCUAUUGACAGACAGUCAAUUGUGUCAUAUGCAGUUUAUAUUCUAACAUCUCAAUUUGUCACUUGGCAGGUAACGUUCAUCCUAUUAUCCGUGUUGUUUGAUGCGGUUUAAUGGCGAGUAAUAUGCAGACUCCUGGUCCGCCUCAGCCCCCCCGCCCUCCUAUGAUGGGUUCUACCGCACCACAAAAUAUGUUACAACCAAUGCCCAUGCAGUGGCCACCAGUUCCGCCACAACAGCCUCCUCAGUUCAUGCAACCAGCGCCACAACAGUAUCGGCCUGUUGGUCAGGCCAUGCCAGGAGUUAACAUGGGCAUGCCAGGGCAGAUGCAACAUUUUCAGCAACCUGGGCCACAUAUGCCUCAUUCUGGUCAUGUUCCGCCUGCAUCACAAGCUGUUCCUAUGCCAUACCAGGCAGUUAGACCUAUGUCAUCAGCUCCUAUGCAGCCACAGCAGCAAGCUGUAUUCCCUGGUGGACAUAUGCCCACCAUGGGCACCCCUAUGCCGCCUCCUUCUUAUACUUAUCAACCAACAAUGGUUCCUCCUGGAGCUCAACCCUGGGGUACAGUCCCAGGUCAGGGCGCUCCUCUUGUGUCACCAAUGGUGCAGCCUGGGCAUCAGUCUCUCUCAGCUUCAGUGCCCCCAGUAAUGGCGUCAAAGCUCAAUUCCGUUAGCGUAAUCAAAGUAGCUUUGUUAUCGAUCAAUGAACAAUAUCACUGUCAUGAUUAGAGAGAUCAAUUAAUCAAUAAUGUACCCAAGGACAACGAUGAUGUGUACCCACGUGUGUUUCUUGUAUGUACCCAUGAAGGUUGUCAUGGGCUCCACAUGCGUCCUAUAUUGUUGGCCCUUGAUGCGGCGCCUCGGCCUCUCAUAGAGGACCGGAAGCUUGCGGUAGCAGGAGCAAAAGCAUCUCCGAACCCUUCGGCCCUUCCUGAUGAGCUGCACCUCAUAGUUCAUCACUGGAAUCCAUGCUUUGUUUUUGUCGCUCUCAGGUUGCAUAUCAUGCCAAAUUGUCUCUGGCCUGCUCACUCGUUGUUUGUUGUCUCAUUUGUCUCUCGCUAUGGAAGAAAUAUAAGAGUGUUUAUAUAGUA
Molecule: messenger RNA, 2052 nt
Organism: Hordeum vulgare subsp. vulgare (domesticated barley)
Lineage: Eukaryota; Viridiplantae; Streptophyta; Magnoliopsida; Poales; Poaceae
Product: calcium-binding protein P-like
Exons: 5
Coding region: 1076-1690 (204 amino acids)
Biological process (GO): translation
Cellular component (GO): ribosome; cytosolic large ribosomal subunit
Molecular function (GO): structural constituent of ribosome
Source: RefSeq, a predicted model, not a curated record